GGCUGCUUGUACUUUUAACUUUUCUAUCAUAAGCACGUCAUUAAGCGGUUCAUUUCCUUAUUUACUUUGUGACCUCCGCUUACAGAUGCCCGUGGUUGCGUCCAAUGGCUUUUGUAAAGAAGAAGCUGGGAACCGAGGAAAGAUUUUCUCUAUUGCUUCUUGACCUUGAGGAAUUUUACUUUGAGCAGCAUUCAGCCUACCAAGUCAUCAAAAGUGAUAAAAGAAAAAUAAGCGGAUCUUUGAAAAUUUGCUCUAAAUCUGUCAUUUUUGACCCCGAAUCAUUAACAGAGGCAAUUUUAAAGAUACCACUAAGAGACUGCAUUAGGAUUGAAGAAAAAGAGCACCAUAGUGGCCUUAAUCCUUUUGAAGAAGACAUAUCGGAUGGAUUCUGUAUUUUAUGUAACCAGGUUUUUUUCAUCAAAGAACACAAUAUUGUGGCUCCUUUUAAAAUCCAAAGAGGAAAACAUGAGCUUUUGUUUCAACUAGAGGCUUCCAGAAAAACAGAGGAUGUUGUUCAGAUAUUAUUACAGCUUCAUAGAGCAUCCUGUCUUGAGAAGCUUGGGGAUCAAACUGCAAUGGUUACAGCCAAUUUGCAGUCUCGCUUAGCCCGAACAUCUUUUGAUAAAAACAGUUUUAAAAACAUUUCAGAAAACCCACAUAUGGAAUGUGAAGCUGAAAUGGUAACACCUUUAGUUACGAAUCCUGGGCACGUGUGCAUUACUAACCGAAACCUCUAUUUUCAACCACUCAAUGGAUAUCCUGAACCAGUUGUACAAAUAAAUCUGAAGAAUGUGAUGCGUAUUUUUAAAAGAAGACAUGGACUGAAACCUUUGGGUAUUGAAAUAUUUUGCACUCAAGAUGACUUAUGUUCUGAUAUAUACUUGAAAUUUUACAAAGCAGAAGAUCGUGAUGAGCUAUAUUACUACAUUGCUUCAUUUCUAGAAGAUCACAUGGGAGAUUAUACAGCUGAAAACCUUAUGUUGCAGUGGCAGAAAGGACACAUAACUAAUUACCAGUAUCUGUUACACCUUAACAACUUAGCUGAUAGGAGCUGCAAUGACCUUUCCCAAUACCCUGUGUUUCCUUGGGUAAUAGCUGACUAUAACAGUCCAAAGCUUGAUUUGAUGAAUCCUGAAACAUUCAGAGACCUGAGCAAACCAGUUGGCGCACUGAGUAAAGAAAGACUUGAGAGGCUAUUGGCUCGUUACAGAGAUAUGCCAGAACCAAAGUUUAUGUAUGGAAGUCAUUAUUCAUCUCCAGGAUAUGUACUGUUCUACCUUGUAAGAGUUGCUCCAGAGCACAUGCUGUGUUUACAAAAUGGCCGGUAUGAUCAUGCAGACAGAAUGUUUAACAGCAUUGCAGAGACCUGGAAGAACUGUUUGGAAGGUGCCACAGACUUCAAAGAGCUUAUCCCUGAAUUUUAUGGAACUGAUUUCAGCUUCUUAAUGAAUAAUUUAAAACUGGACCUAGGCAAAAGACAAGGAGGGAAAAUGGUCGAUGAUGUGCUUCUUCCACCAUGGGCUAAUGACCCUAAAGAUUUCCUUUGUAAAAAUCAAGAGGCUUUAGAGAGUCAAUUUGUUUCUGAGCACCUCCAUGAAUGGAUUGACUUGAUAUUUGGCUAUAAACAAAGAGGAAGUGAAGCAGUUUCUGCACAUAAUGUGUUUCAUCCUUUGACAUAUGAAGGUGGAAUGGAUUGUGACAGCAUUGAAGAUACUGACCAGAAGAUUGCCAUGCUUACACAAAUUCUGGAGUUUGGACAAACUCCCAAGCAGCUUUUUAACACUCCCCAUCCUCAAAGAAUAACACCAAAAUUUCAAAGCUUCUCUAGCCCACCAAGCAGGAGUGCUUCUCAGUAUGAAUUAUCUCCAGUUUCUACAAGUGAGGAUUCUUCUUUUGAAGAUUUGACUGAAGAAAGCCGAAAGCUAGCAUGGAACAAUAUUUCUAAAUUGAAACGGUCAUCCAUGCAUAAAAUACACAAAGAAGCAGUAACAGGAAUAGCAGUUACACGUAAUGCUGCUACAGUUUUUACUACCUCUCAAGAUUCAGCAUUGAAGAUGUUUUCAUGUGAAUCCAACACUUUGCAGAGAAGCAUUUCCUUUUCUAACAUGCCACUGUCCUCUUGUGUUGUACUCCCAGAAGACACCACUGUUGUUUGUUCAUCAUGGGAUAACAAAAUAUAUUUUUAUUCAGUUGCAUAUGGAAGAAGACAAAACACCCUCAUGGGACAUGAUGAUGCUGUGAGCAAAAUUUGCUGGCGGGAAAAUCAACUAUUCACUGCAUCAUGGGAUUCAACAGUUAAGGUUUGGAAGUGUGUUCCAGUAGAUAUUUCAAGUAAAAGAGAUCAGUGUGAGCUUUUGGCAGAGCUGGAACAUGAUGCUGGUGUCAAUACCAUCAGUCUGAAUUCUGCAGGCACCAUGUUAGUGUCAGGGACCAAGGAAGGAACUCUUAGCAUAUGGGACAUCACAACAUUCAGUUUGCUACGUCAAAUUCUAGGCCACUCUGGUGAAGUAUAUGAUGUGGCGUUCAGCCCUGACAGCAGACAUGUCCUUAGCACUGGAGAUGACAAAUUCUUGAAGGUGGUUGAUGUACAAAGUGGAAUGCUGAUUUCAUCAGUUGCAUCAGAGCAGGUUCAGAGAUGUUUCUUAUGGGAUGGAAACACAGUUCUUUCUGGAAGUCAGUCUGGAAACCUCUUCGUGUGGGAUAUUAUUUCUGGAAAAAUUAUUAAUAAGAUCCCUGGACAUUCAGGGGCUGUUACAGCAAUGUGGAUGAAUGAGCAAUGCAGUAGUUUUAUAACUGGUGGGGAGGACAAGCAAAUCAUCUUUUGGAAAGUGCAAUAUUAAGUCUUGAUGUGCCUUUUCUGCGGUCAUUAAUUUUGAUGCAUUUUUCAAGAAUAAUAUUAUUAGCACACUUGUAAUAUUUCUUAUUCCAUGCCACUCCCUUGGACAAUAUGGAAGUAAGCUCAUUUCUGCACUAGACUAAAGGACAGGUUAAGGAUGAUCAUGCAAUUUUGGAGAGACAUUUGCUUUAUUUGUACAUAUCAUGCUUUUAUCAAGCAAAAUCUAUAUUAUUUUUUGUACUUCUACAAAGAAGUGCUUUCAUAUUUAUAACUGUUUAUUUUAUUAUUUUAUAUGCUAGUAAAAAAAAUCAGUAUUUGGAGGAUACCUCUGUUAAUAUGUUUUCAAGUCAUCAACCAAGAGGCUAUAAAGAAUAUGUUUAAAAGCACAGAGAAUAUUUGGUUUUGUUGUCUUUAGAAAAUAUGAACUUGUGUUAGGUAAUUUUUCAUCAUUAUUUGUGUACAUUUAUACAUACAAAACUAUUUUUUUCUUUUUGCUUUGUUAAAAUUUACAUUUUUUAAGACCUGUACGCAAGCCUUCUUCUAUGUGUGUGUGUGUGAAUAGUCCGGACACAACCUGCAUGUGCAAGGUAAGCUUCAAGGUGAUACCUUGCAUACUGAAAGGAGGUCAGAGAUUACAACUCUUUUUAAAUGAAGUAUUUAAGUUAGAAACUUUAUUUGUUUUUAUGUUUAAUUUUACUUUUUUGUAUUGGAGACAGAUAUACUUCAGCUUCCAGGGCUAUCUUAUGAUGCAAGUCCUCUAAGACCAUUAAAUCUUAUGUUUUAAAACCUUAAUUAAGUUGAUUUAUGGUGUAUGCUCUACAAGAGACCAUAUGCUACUUCCAACUCCAGUUUUUCUUCAAAAUCCUCCCAGCACCCAAGCUAAAACACCCCACUCCUUUUUUUCUUGUUUUUGGUGUCCAUCUGUCCAAUUCCAUAAUUUCUUUUCUCUGUGCUUUACUAGUUCUCCUGUGGCUGUUGAAUGUUUGAUCAGAGGCACAUUGCUAUUGUGCUCUCAGUUUAACAAAGAUAUCUGUCACAAUGCAAGUAACCUAUUCACAUUUUGGGAUUUCCCUCCAUUGUUAAUUAUUUCUACACCUCGGCUUCAUUUUAUAUUAUGUAGAUUGUCUGAAAAUGUGCAAACCCACUCAAAGUUGCUUUCCACAAACUAAUAUUAUACAGUAUAUUAUCAUUAAAAACAGGGACAUUGUGAGAAACUUUGCAGAACAAGCAACUUAAUUAAUUAUAAAGUAGUGGUGUGACAGAAUAAACCGAGUCUUGAUGCCAGCCUCAAGCAAUGAUAAACAAAUGGAUUGUUGGUUGUGCUAGCAUUUGCAUUGUUUCGCCAGUAGAUUUUUUUUUGAUUUUAAGUUUGAAGCAUGAUAUAAAAAAAAAUCUUCCAAACAAAGCUGCAGAAUUUGACAAUAUGCAUGUGCAUCUUUAAGUAUAACUACCUCUUGAAGCAUAUUGAGUGUAUAAUCUUGAAAUCGUCUUUAAAAAUACCAAUAUCAAUAACAAUUUGGUGUGUGCAACAUCGUGCUCAGAUCCAGUCCUCCUCCACUACUCGUAUGAUAGAGUAUCUGCCCCAUUUCUACAAAAAGGUGGUCUUGUCAGUCAUCCUGCUUAUGGAUUUUUAGUGAGGACCAACAGAUAUCAUUGAAAAGACAAAAUAAAAUGAGUAAAGCACUUUGACCAACCACUUUUUAAAACAUUUUCUGCUUCACCGCUGCUUGAUUUCUGUAACACAUUAGUAGUCUGGCAUAACUGAACAAUUGUGAAUUUGCAGUGCUGGAUAUUUGGAUGAGAUGGGGCAAUAUGUUGUAUUUUUUCAGAUUUUGCAUUUUCCAACAGAAUAUAAAGUUAUAAAUAAAUAUAAUAGACCAUAAUAGACUUAACUGGUAUAUUUCCAUAUUCUACUUGUGUUUUAAUGUUACAGUGUGUUUUGAGUUGAGGCCACAGAGCUACCAGUUCAAUUACUUUUAAGAGUGGUGAUUAAGCCAUCGGCUGUGACAUUUGACCACAUUAUGUUCGGCGAUUGUCUGCUUGAGCUCCUUUUAGACCGCAAGGCAGUAAUGCUGGUGAAGUUGUAUGCAGUUUCAGUACAGGAAUUGCAUCAAUCCUCAAAAGCUUUUCAGGUGCUCCCUGUGUAUUUUCUGAUGCAAGCACUGACGUCUGUGGUGGGCCCCUCUUCUGGAAUGCUUGAAUUUGUAGAGGUAUAAUACCCAAUGGAGGUGGGCAGUUCAUAAAAGGACCUUACCCCACUUCUGUUUGGAGGUUGGCAAUUUGACACCACUGUGCAGGAGCUCCCUUAACAGAAACCAACAAAUCAAGCGUUGUAGCAAACUGCCUGCUCUUCUUUUGUUUUGCUCUAAAGCUUUACUGACAACAGAGCCUGGAUGUUAGAUAAUGACUAAGAUAAUAAUAGCACUGCAAAAAUAGCUGCGUUUUACUGUAGCACAAUGGCAUUUCUUGGCACUACAUAGCACUUGGAGUCCAGUUCAGUUUUUGGCUGGGAUGCCUUCUCUCGACUUUGCUUCUUUUCACAAGAAUUUUUAUUGCCAUCUUCAGUUCAGAGCUGUGCAGUUUACAUUGACAGAGGACUUUAAAUUGGCCAGGCGUCAGUGAAUGGUUUUUAGUACAAUCAUGUCCUGCUGUGAAUUGCUAUCCCAUCAAAAGUAUAGCCAGUGUUGCUGCGAUAGAUGAUCAUUGAAAGAUGAUUAAAACAAUUAAUUCUGAAAUGGUCACCUUGUGAGUUUAAGUGUGCUUAUAAUAAACCUGAUAUUUCUACAUGGGAGGGGCACAGAGACACCCAGCAUCCUGCACUCAAAUCCUGCCCCUGAUUGUUGUCUCUGAGAGGUUUGCAUGCUCUCCCUGUGACUUUGUGGGAUUUUCUCUCCCACAUCCCCAGACAUGCGCCUCUCAUGUUAAGUGGUGACUCUAAACUGGUCCAG
This is a messenger RNA of Erpetoichthys calabaricus (reedfish), 5784 nucleotides long. RefSeq names its product neutral sphingomyelinase (N-SMase) activation associated factor (gene nsmaf). The coding region runs from base 105 to 2840 and encodes 911 amino acids. Gene Ontology annotation, molecular function: protein binding. NCBI's taxonomy places the organism in Eukaryota, Metazoa, Chordata, Cladistia, Polypteriformes, Polypteridae. The transcript has 31 exons. The record is from RefSeq and is a predicted model, not a curated record.